Molecule: messenger RNA, 1114 nt
Organism: Drosophila arizonae
Lineage: Eukaryota; Metazoa; Arthropoda; Insecta; Diptera; Drosophilidae
Gene: Pp1-87B
Product: Protein phosphatase 1 at 87B
Cellular component (GO): cytoplasm; nucleus
Molecular function (GO): protein serine/threonine phosphatase activity
Source: RefSeq, a predicted model, not a curated record
GAAAUGUGGGCACACUGGAGAAAUUUUCUUGUAGUAGCUGUGCUGUGAAAAAUAUUUAUAGUGAAAAAUAUACAUCAAAGCUACUUGCCAUUCUUCGGUGGAAAAAUCUUGCACAGAAACUGCGCAGCAAAACAAAGAAAUAGAAAAAACAAAUACAGAAACAUGGGCGAUGUUAUGAAUAUCGACAGCAUCAUAUCAAGACUUCUGGAAGUGCGUGGGGCACGGCCUGGCAAAAAUGUUCAGCUCUCCGAGAGCGAAAUUCGUGGCCUCUGUCUAAAGUCGCGAGAGAUUUUUCUGUCGCAGCCCAUACUCUUAGAGCUGGAAGCACCAUUGAAGAUUUGCGGCGACAUACAUGGCCAAUAUUACGAUUUGUUGCGCCUAUUCGAGUACGGUGGCUUCCCCCCGGAAUCAAAUUACCUAUUUUUGGGCGACUACGUCGAUCGUGGCAAACAGUCUCUGGAAACCAUCUGCUUGCUGCUCGCCUAUAAGAUCAAAUACUCUGAGAACUUCUUUUUGCUUCGCGGUAACCAUGAAUGUGCCAGCAUAAAUCGCAUCUAUGGAUUCUACGACGAGUGCAAGCGCCGCUACACCAUCAAAUUGUGGAAGACAUUCACUGACUGCUUCAACUGCUUGCCAGUGGCAGCCAUUGUGGAUGAGAAAAUAUUCUGUUGCCAUGGUGGUCUCAGUCCGGACCUAUCGUCGAUGGAGCAAAUUCGACGCAUCAUGCGUCCCACCGAUGUACCAGAUCAGGGCCUACUUUGCGAUUUACUGUGGUCCGAUCCUGACAAGGACACCAUGGGCUGGGGCGAGAAUGAUCGUGGCGUCAGUUUCACCUUUGGCGCCGAGGUGGUGGCCAAAUUUUUAGAGAAGCACGAGUUCGAUCUCAUUUGCCGCGCCCAUCAGGUCGUCGAGGAUGGCUAUGAGUUCUUCGCAAAGCGCCAACUUGUUACACUCUUCUCGGCUCCGAAUUACUGUGGCGAAUUUGACAAUGCUGGAGCAAUGAUGUCUGUGGAUGACUCCCUUAUGUGUUCAUUCCAGAUAUUGAAACCGGCAGACAAGCGUAAAAAGUAAUAUCACUAAUAAUCUUCGUACACACACACACACAACACACCCA